UGACAUCUGAAGUGUCAUGCAGUAAAGAUGUGUAUGGGGAGAUCGUUAAUAUAUAGCCGCGCGUCCGGGCACAUUACACUCAGUUCAUAAUAACCACUCUGAAGCGCACUGCGCGGCUGAAGUUGAAGGCUACUGCAGUUAGUACGGCCCAAGGAUAGAACAAAGCAAGCCUAUUCUGAAAACGGAACACUAAAAUGCAUCAAUAAAACGGAUUCUCUUGAAGACACCCAACUCUCAAGUUUGAACUGGUUUCAUUUUGACAUUUUGAACUAAUAUUUGGGCACUGUGCGAAAGCCAAGCACAUCGGAACAUAAUGCACUGUCAAGCCGAGUUGAGACUCUCCUCCCCUGGGCAGCAGAAAGCAGCCAGGCGUCGCUACAAGACUUUUAUGAUUGACGAAAUUCUUUCCAAGGAAACUUGUGAUUACUUCGAGAAACUUUCUCUUUACUCAGUAUGCCCUUCACUCAUCGUUAGGCCUAAACCUCUGCACUCAUGUUCGGGAUCCUCCUCACUGCGGGCCUACCCCCUCCUCUCAGUCAUCACGCGGCAGCCCCCCAACAUGCCCCCUCACCUCUCCCAACCCUCCUCCCCCGGCCGGGUUCCCCUCUUGCCCCUGCUCUCCCCCCAGCACCGCUCCCGGGUCUCUGAGCCCUCCCCCAGCGAGACACCCGUCAGCAUCAGCAGCGAGUCAGACACGGAGCACAGCAGCCCCCGACUGAAGAAGCCCAGACGCAGCCGCACCAUCUUCACUGAGCUGCAACUCAUGGGCCUGGAGAAGAAGUUCCAGAAACAGAAGUACCUCUCCACCCCUGAUAGACUAGACCUGGCCCAGUCUCUAGGCCUCACACAGCUUCAGGUGAAGACCUGGUACCAGAACAGAAGGAUGAAGUGGAAGAAAAUGGUGCUGAAGGGAGGACAGGAGGCCCCCACCAAGCCCAAGGGCAGGCCCAAGAAGAACUCCAUCCCCACCACCGAGGAGAUUGAGGCAGAGGAAAGGCUGGCCAGGCUGGCUGAGGAGGAGAGGAUGAGGAUGGCAGCCGGAGAGGCCUUGGCCCACGGAGAAGCUCCCCAGUCGGAACCCCAGGACCUCAGCAAGGUCACUGGGGCAACAGAGACCCACAAUCCCAUGGCGGUGAGCGAGGGUCGAGAGCAGCGAGAGCAGCCACUCCCGAUGCAGUCAAAGACACAUGCCGCCAGCUAAAUAAGACAGUUAUUAAUGUCUGAAUGAAACAACUUAAGACUGGUGCUGACUGGAAAACAGAAACACUUACUGUAGUGCCUCAGGAUCACUGAAAAAGCCUGUCUGGUGUUGAUUAGUCAGUCGUGUUUGAGGUUGGACUGGACUGGGUGACAUUCAUAGGUACGGUAGAUCAUUUGGGUUUUGCCAUAUACUGGAAUAAAAAGAGUUUACAUGUAGAGUCAGGCAUGUACACAGAAAUGAAAAAUCCAGAAUUGUACAGUGCAUUUUGUCCCUGUGUUGUUUUCUUUCUAGAACAACAGUGUCACCUCCCCAGCCUCAGACCUGCUUGUUCUACUGCGAGAGGACUCCUUUAGUCGCACGCUGUCCAGUUUGCCUGAGUAUUGCAGCUAUAACAUAACAUAAAAUGACCACACUGGUCAUGGUGCCUUUUUCUCUCAGAGGAUAUCACAAGCUUUACCAGUCUAGAAACACCAAGGUUUAUUAAUACCAAAUUAAGUGUUAUUUUACAAUGUUUGACUUUUGCUUAUUCAAAAUAAUAAUAUUGAAUAAUUACUAUAUGCUCUGAAUUACAGUUGACACUGCCAUUGUACCUAUUCUAUCCAGCUUUGAAUGGAAUUGUAUUUCUGUCCCAGAGCCACAGCAUUGUCUUGUUUAAUUGGUCAAUUAACUUAUGUUGUGUUCCUUUUGCAUUUGAUAUGUUUCCAAAACAAUAUAUUUCAAUUUGUAUCUAUGAACACAUUCACUGUAACAUACUGUAGUAAUAUUCUGGAAAGAAAAAUAUAUGUUAGAUAAUGAUAUAUAUACAGUAUAUGUAAAGUAUUCUAUUUUCAUUUGGAAAAUAAUAGGGUGUAUCUCAUCCUUUACCUUUCUCUUUUGACUGGGGUGGAGUGAUUUUACUGCAAUGAGGGAAGCCUCUUAAACUGUCAGAGACUGUAGAAUUUAAUAAACCACAGCCUGUGCCAAAGAAACUAGGAAACUGCCAAACAUUUAAAAUCUUUUAGAGAGGUUCUCAGCCCGCAGGCCUUUGCAUCAACGGAGCACUCCUCCAACUCUACCUUACGGACUCCCCACAUAAAACUGUCUUCAGCUGCUUGUCAACACUUUUAUUUUCCACUGUUGUUUCCUUCCAACGAUGUUAAUUUGUAAAGAGUUCCUUUUUUAAAACAAAAAAAAUCUAUUUUUAGUUUGAUAUAAACUAGAACAUUAUUUUUCUGAUGUAAAUAAUGCUUGUUGAAUAGGUUUUUUGGCAUGGACAACACAAUGCAGAUUGUUCUGUAUGUUGUUAUUUUUACCAUGUGUUUUGUGUAUUUAAAUACACUUAA
Molecule: messenger RNA, 2523 nt
Organism: Coregonus clupeaformis (lake whitefish)
Lineage: Eukaryota; Metazoa; Chordata; Actinopteri; Salmoniformes; Salmonidae
Product: homeobox protein BarH-like 2
Exons: 4
Coding region: 314-1201 (295 amino acids)
Biological process (GO): regulation of transcription by RNA polymerase II
Cellular component (GO): nucleus
Molecular function (GO): DNA-binding transcription factor activity, RNA polymerase II-specific; RNA polymerase II transcription regulatory region sequence-specific DNA binding
Source: RefSeq, a predicted model, not a curated record